Messenger RNA from Armigeres subalbatus, 783 nucleotides. It is a transcript of the gene Rsph9, whose product is annotated as radial spoke head protein 9 homolog. The coding region runs from base 1 to 726 and encodes 241 amino acids. NCBI's taxonomy places the organism in Eukaryota, Metazoa, Arthropoda, Insecta, Diptera, Culicidae. The record is from RefSeq and is a predicted model, not a curated record. Gene Ontology annotation, cellular component: axoneme. The transcript has a single exon. Gene Ontology annotation, biological process: axoneme assembly; motile cilium assembly; cilium movement involved in cell motility.
AUGGCAACUCAUCAGGUCUAUUUCUUUGGAAAACUCGAAGGUCUUGAUGCGCACUACACUUUGGCGUUCGGUUGUCACGGGCGGGAUAUUUUCCAAGAUCGGAAGCUCUUUUACAGUCAAAAUCUAUGCGAUUGGUACUUGCUGUUGGAACCGAAGCAUUGGAGUGCCGAUUGGGAGUUCAUAAAGCGUCCCUUUCAAGGAGAUCCCGCUUUCAAACUAGAAGUUGAAUUGGGUCCGGAAUUCACCUUGAACGAGGACCAAGUGCCUAUCGAGGGGGAAACCAAGAAGUUUUCACUGAAGGAACAGGAUCGGCUGUGGUAUGCGAUGACUAGAAUUCUUCAAGAAGCGGCACUCGUGCCACGUGGCGUGUUAUAUCAUAGUACAGAGGGUGAGUGCAUCAUCAAUCCAUUUUACGGCGGAAUGGACAUCAAUGAGAGCAUGAAGAUAGUAAACUAUCAACACUUCCGGAAGCCGAUUUACGCCGCGAAGGAGAAUUUGUUGAAACGAGAGGCCUGCAGUUAUUUUUUGGAUGUCUUCGACACGGCUGAUGACGUUAUUCCGGAACGGAGCUUUGUCGCAACGCAUGAUAGUGAGAGGGAUGUUUUUGUUUUGAAAUCACUACACUGGCCUGGGUUGUGCAAUUUCCAUCGCGCAGGUUCCAAUAUUUAUGGGUUUUUCUAUUUUGGUGAUGGAAGGAAGAAUUGGGACAUGCUUUUUAUGAUGUAAUUUGAUACAUAUUUUUUUUUGCCUAAGAAUCAUUGAAUAAACUAAAUUAGUAAAUUU